GCAGCCGCCGCCGUCCGAGCCCGGAGCCGCCGCCGCGCGCGGCCUCCUGCCGGUGAGCUGUGGCACACCAGACCUGGAGUUUUAAUGGUUUUAUAUAGUUUUUUUUUUAAAAGACGGAUGGAUGGAUGAAUGAAGAAGGAUUUUAACAAAGGAAGGGGAAGGGAAAAAUGGAGCUGUUUGGAACAAACUGAGGUUUCCCCCUUCACUGCCUGGGCCAUGGGUGAGACAGAGCUGCUCAGCCCCACUUCCACCCUUUGGUGUCUGCUGGGGUUGUAAAGACGCUCCCUGAACACCCCCUUUUCAUUCACCUGCUGGGAAAUGGUUGCUGCAGAGAAGAUUUAAUGAAAUUCCUGUUGCUCCCCAACUGCCAAGUGGAUACUGAGCCCAUGGAAGGGCCUGGGGGGUCAGGAGAAAGGAGCAAGUAGGAAAACCCACAAUCCGCCAGACCUUCCCCUCCGCCCCCCUCGAAAGAAAGGAUUUACAGCUCAACCUUGCACCAGCUGUUCCUCGGCUUUAACAGACAAGAGAGAAAUAAAUAAAAUUAAACAGCCACCGCCAGCCAGCCCCAGAUCCCGGUGAAAUCAGGGAGAGUGUUUCCGUGACCCCUCCAGCGAGGGGAGGAGGAGGAGACACGGCAGCUCCGUGAGGAAGCUGGGAUUGCUUGGAGACCACCCCCUCCUCCCGUGCAGCACCGGGGGCUGCGGCACAGCCGAGGCGGAUUAAAAAGGAGAAGUGGCUGCCCUGAGGCUCCCGGAGUGGCUUUUUUGCAAGCAGUUCGCUGAUCCUGUGCUCUUCUCGGGGUGCUGGCUGGCUGGGAAGCACCCUGCCCGAGCCUGGGGAAUUCCCUCCCUUCAGAGCCUACCUGUGGGAGUCCUGUUCCCUGUAGGCUGCUGCCUGGACUGAGGCUUGGAAGGGCUCUCAGCAUUCCCACUCCAACGGUUGUCCUAAGCCCAAAUCCCUUCUCUGUUGUGAAUUUUUAAUGUUUUUAACCCUCCUUCCCUGCGCUUGUGAGCUCUCACGGGUCAGAGCUUAGAGUGGGCUCCUCUCCUGGGCCUCCCGCUCCAGACCCUUCUCCGGACUGUCCGCCCCAGUCGGAGCUCGCCCCAGGAGCAGGCACGGGGGCAGGGUAGGGGUCAGUCCCUGUCCCCCUCCCCUUCUCAUCCUGCUCUGAGUCCCCUGGGGCCUGGGCUAUGCUGCGGGGCGGACCCCCCACCACAGCUCCAACAUGCCAGCAGCCUCCGGAAAGAGAUUCAAACCCAGCAAAUACGUCCCGGUCUCCGCUGCUGCCAUCUUCCUAGUGGGAGCCACCACCCUCUUCUUCGCCUUCACGUGCCCGGGGCUCAGUCUCUACGUGUCCCCCAUCAUCCCUGCCUACAAUGCCGUCGUCUUCCUCUUUGUACUGGCCAACUUCAGCAUGGCCACCUUCAUGGACCCAGGCAUAUUCCCACGAGCUGAGGAGGACGAGGACAAAGAGGACGAUUUCCGGGCCCCGCUGUACAAGACUGUGGAGAUCAAGGGCAUCCAGGUGCGCAUGAAGUGGUGCGCGACCUGCCGCUUCUACCGCCCGCCGCGCUGCUCCCACUGCAGCGUCUGCGACAACUGCGUGGAGGAGUUCGACCACCACUGCCCCUGGGUCAACAACUGCAUCGGGCGGCGCAACUACCGCUACUUCUUCCUCUUCCUGCUGUCGCUCACCACGCACAUCAUGGGCGUCUUCGGCUUCGGGCUGCUCUACGUCCUGUACCAGGUGGAGGAGCUCUCCGGCGUCCGCAUGGCCGUCACGAUGGUGGUGAUGUGCGUGGCUGGGCUCUUCUUCAUUCCCGUCGCUGGCCUGACAGGCUUCCAUGUGGUGCUCGUGGCCAGGGGCCGCACUACCAACGAACAGGUGACAGGCAAGUUCCGCGGGGGCGUCAACCCCUUCACCAAUGGUUGCUGUAAGAACGUCAGCCGGGUCCUCUGCAGCUCCCCAGCACCCAGAUACCUUGGGCGCCCCAAGGCUGAGCAGACAGUGCUGGUGAGACCCCCGUUCCUGCGGCCCGAGGUGUCGGAUGGACAGAUCACUGUCAAGAUCAUGGACAAUGGUAUCCAGACAGAGCUGAAAAGGACGAAGUCCAAGGGGAGCCUGGAGGUGACGGAGAGCCAGUCUGCUGACGCCGAGCCGCCACCCCCACCUAAGCCCGACCUCAGCCGCUACACGGGCCUGAGGACACACUUAACCCUGGCCACCACUGAGGACAGCGGCUUGCUAAGCAAGGACAGCCCCCCGACUCCCACCAUGUACAAGUACCGGCCCGGUUACAGCAGCAGCAGCAGCUCGGCGGCCCUGCCCCACUCCACCAGUGCCAAGCUGAGCCGAGUGAACAGCCUGAAGGAGCCCAACUCCAUCUGUGACAGCGGCCACAAGCCCAGCUACCGCUCAGAGCCAAGCCUGGAACCAGAGAGCUUCCGCUCACCCACCUUUGGCAAGAGCUUCCACUUUGACCCUCUCUCCAGUGGCUCCCGCUCCUCCAGCCUCAAGUCAGCCCAGGGCACGGGCUUUGAGACGGGCCACCUGCAGUCUAUCCGCUCAGAGGGCACCACCUCCACCUCCUACAAGAGCCUGGUGAACCAGACGCGCAACGGCAGCCUCUCGUACGACAGCCUGCUCACGCCCUCCGACAGCCCCGACUUCGAGUCGGUGCAGGCGGGCCCGGAGCCCGAGCCGCCGGUGGGCUACACCUCGCCCUUCCUGUCGGCCCGCAUCGCCCAGCAGCGAGAGACCGACCUGCACGGCCGCUUCGCCAGCGCUGCCUCCCCCAAGCACGCGGCGCCACGCGAGCCCUCGCCCGUGCGCUAUGACAAUCUCUCCCGCCACAUCGUGGCCUCCAUCCAGGAGCGGGAGAAGCUGCUGCAGCAGCCGCUGGCCCCGGGCCGGGAGGAGGAUGCGGGGCUGGCGGACUCGGGCAUCCAGUCAACACCGGGCUCCAGCAACGCCCCCCGCACCAGCUCCUCCUCGGACGAUUCGAAGCGCUCGCCCCUGGGCAAGAACCCGCUCACCCGCCCGGCCCUGCCCCGCUUCGGCAAGCCCGAGCCCCCCCCGGCUCUGCGGGUGCGCUCGCUGGGCUCCCCCGACCAGCCCGCCGCCCCCCACCUGGGCAAAUCCGUGUCUUACAGCAGCCAAAAAACAGCCUCUCAGGCCGGCGGCCCCGAGACCGAGGAGGUGGCCUUGCAGCCCUUACUGGCACCAAAGGACGAGGUGCAGAUGAGAACAGCCUACAGCAAGUCCAACGGGCAGCCCAAGAGCCUGGGCUCAGCCCCACCGGGCCCGGGGCCGGUGCCCCUCAGCAGCCCCACCCGCGGAGGUGUCAAGAAGGUCUCGGGUGUGGGGGGCACCACCUACGAGAUCUCGGUAUGAGGGGCAGAGCCGCGCCCCCUCCCCUCCUCCCCGGCGGCCCCCAGGGACCCGCCGUGCCGACGCUUGUGGACUCCCGGGAGAGCCGGGUGGGUCCCCCCUGCUCCUCCCU
Lonchura striata (white-rumped munia) is the source of this 3503-nucleotide messenger RNA. RefSeq names its product zDHHC palmitoyltransferase 5 (gene ZDHHC5). The record is from RefSeq and is a predicted model, not a curated record. Gene Ontology annotation, biological process: protein palmitoylation. Gene Ontology annotation, molecular function: palmitoyltransferase activity. Gene Ontology annotation, cellular component: plasma membrane. Lineage: Eukaryota; Metazoa; Chordata; Aves; Passeriformes; Estrildidae.